Phoenix dactylifera (date palm) is the source of this 642-nucleotide messenger RNA. Lineage: Eukaryota; Viridiplantae; Streptophyta; Magnoliopsida; Arecales; Arecaceae. The record is from RefSeq and is a predicted model, not a curated record.
AUGGUAGUUGAUAGAGCUAUAUCACAGUCCGGGGAGGUUAUUGCAGCCUCAGCAUUGUUCACUGUUGGGAUGGCCAGGGACAUAUGGGGCACUUCAUCUGCUGUCAUAGCACCCAGGUUCGCCCUUGUUUCUUGGGUGCCCCUACCCCUUAGUCAUCUCAAAGUGAAUUUCGACGGGAGUAUGUUGGUGGAUGGUACUACUGGCGGUGUUGGAUUUGUGAUCAGAGAUUCCUGGGGCAGGCUGGUGGCAGCCGGGGGUCAGUGCACGCUAGGUCUUACGGUUGUAGAGGCAGAGCUUCGGGCAGCAUGGGAGGGGUUAUCAUUUGCGAGGAAAGUCCUCGGUGCCGAGAGGGUGCUUCUUGAGGGGGAUUCCUCUGUGGUUAUUGACCGGAUUCGAGGUGUUAAUAAAUAUGGUGAUGGCCAUCCUCUCAUUAAAGAUACUCGGAGACUAGCCCAGGAGUUGGGGGGCUUCCAGGCAGCAUACGUAUUUCAGGAGGCGAACCAGGCAGCAGACUGGGUCGCCUCCUUCGUCGCCCGGCACUCUGGGGAGUUUCUUUGGACAUUUAUGGAAGACACUCCUUCCUCUUUGUACUCUUUACUUUUCCGUGAUCUGGCAGGAUGUACUCACUUUAGAGCUAUUUAA